Messenger RNA from Stegodyphus dumicola, 786 nucleotides. RefSeq lists its product as uncharacterized. NCBI's taxonomy places the organism in Eukaryota, Metazoa, Arthropoda, Arachnida, Araneae, Eresidae. The record is from RefSeq and is a predicted model, not a curated record.
AUGAUAGCAGCCGAAAGGGACUUUGUAGCAAUACUAUUAGAGGUACUAAAUCUAACAGUGGUUCUGGUUUCAAUCUACUCUCCACCAACAGAAGAAGCAGACCCCACAUUAGAACGCAUACAACGAUUGAUGAGAUCGCACCGAAUAGCUAACAUACUAUUUGCUGGAGAUUUUAACGCACACAGCACCACCUGGGGCUAUGCAAUCACAGCUCCUAAAGGCCGCAUACUCGAGGACUUUGUUCACAGCAGUAACCUCGUAAUUCACAAUCGUUCGGAUGCACCGCCUACAUUCAAUAGACUACACUCGCGCGGCUGGCCAGACCUUACCAUCACCACCCAACAGAUGGCACCCAUACUGCAAGACUGGACAGUCGUCGAAAACCUUAGUAUCUCCGACCAUAAUUAUAUACGGUUUAAUCUAGCAAAUAGCACAGCCACCUCUAUUCUUAAACGGUACAAUCUCCCUGGACGGAAAGUUCGAGCAUUCACAGCCAUCAUUAGAGCCCGUCUGGCACCUUUUGCAACCGCAAUAAGACAGGCCAACAGCAAAGAGGCCCUCCAGAACCUCACCCAAGACAUCUUAACCGCAAUCCAGAAGGCAUGUGAUGAAAAUCUCCCCCUGCGCACGGCCAAAAGAAUCACAACGCUGAAUUGGUGGAAUGGCACGCUUCGAAGUCAACAACAACGGUGUCGUGCUCUACGGCGACGCCUAAAGCAAGAGCGCAGACAUAACCUAGAAACCUUCCACCCUGCUCAUUUACCAACGGGAGCGAGCACUCUAUAA